Prinia subflava (tawny-flanked prinia) is the source of this 3852-nucleotide messenger RNA. RefSeq names its product nucleoporin 58 (gene NUP58). Bases 252 to 2054 code for a protein of 600 amino acids. The transcript has 16 exons. Gene Ontology annotation, biological process: nucleocytoplasmic transport. Lineage: Eukaryota; Metazoa; Chordata; Aves; Passeriformes; Cisticolidae. The record is from RefSeq and is a predicted model, not a curated record. Gene Ontology annotation, cellular component: nuclear pore. Gene Ontology annotation, molecular function: structural constituent of nuclear pore.
GGCAGGGCUCCCCUCCAGCCCAGCUCCCGCGCGGCGCUGUCGCUUUAAGGGCGGCCGGGCCGUCCCGUGGUGCACCGCGCCGGGCGCGCGCAGGGGAGCGUGGCCGGCGUCCGUCCGCGCGCUGGGUGCCGCCGGGCGCCACGCGGGUCUGAGGGGCCGCGAGCCCAGCACCGACCCGCGCAGCCGCCGGCCCGGCCCCCGCCGCCGCCUCCCGGGCCCGCUCUCCCGCCGCCGCCGCCGCCGCCGCCGCCAUGUCUGCGGGCCUCUCCUUCGGCGCGGGCACCCUGGGCUCCACGGCGGCCGCCGGGGCAGGAGGAGGAGGAGGAGCAGUCGGGGGUUUUUCCUUCGGAAGCGCCACGCCGAGCUCAACAGGAGGACUUAAUUUUGGAACUCUGGGCUCUUCCACUGCUACAGCAACUACAUCAGCUCCUUCAUUGGGCUUUGGGAGUGGACUUUUUGGAUCAAAAUCAACCACUGGCUUUACUCUAGGAAGCACCAGUACAGGAACAGCAACAACUAUUGCUACAGGACUGACAUUAGGCACACCUGCCACCACAUCAUCAGCUACCACAGGCUUUAGUUUAGGUUUCAACAAACCUGCAGGUUCAGCCACGCCAUUUGCUUUACCUGUUACUUCUACCUCAGCGGGUGGCCUGUCAUUGUCAUCUGCUCUUACAUCAACUCCUGCAGCAGGAACUACUGGCUUUACAUUGAAUUUGGGUGGCACAACUGCUCCGACUACGACUGCUUCCACAGGUCUUUCCUUAGGAGGAGCCUUAGCAGGAUUGGGAGGGUCACUCUUCCAGAAUACAAGCACAGCAGCAACAGGACUUGGGCAGAAUGCUUUGGGUUUGUCUCUGGGGACAGCUGCAGCUCCUUCAACUACUGCCAAUGAAGGUCUUGGUGGCAUUGACUUCAGUAGUUCUUCAGACAAAAAGAGUGAUAAAACAGGAACAAGACCAGAAGAUAGCAAAGCACUGAAGGAUGAAAAUCUACCUCCAGUAAUAUGUCAAGAUGUAGAAAAUCUACAGAAAUUUGUGAAAGAACAAAAACAAGUUCAGGAAGAAAUUAGUAGAAUGUCCUCUAAAGCAAUGCUUAAAGUACAAGAAGACAUUAAAGCUUUGAAACAGCUUCUCUCUGUAGUUGCCAGUGGAUUACAGAGAAACAUUCUUAAUAUUGACAAGCUGAAAGUUGAAACUGCACAGGAGCUGAAGAAUGCAGAAAUAGCAUUGCGAACACAGAAGACUCCUCCUGGUCUUCAGCACGAAAAUACAGCCCCAGCAGACUACUUCAGAAUCUUGGUUGAACAAUUUGAAGUACAGCUGCAGCAGUACCGGCAACAGAUUGAAGAACUGGAAAAUCAUCUCACUACUCAAGCAAAUAAUUCACACAUAACUCCACAAGAUUUGUCUAUGGCUAUGCAGAAAAUCUAUCAAACAUUUGUAGCUUUAGCUGCACAACUUCAGUCAAUACAUGAAAAUGUAAAGAUGCUCAAAGACCAAUACCUUGGCUACAGGAAAAGCUUUCUGGGAGAUGCCAUGGAUGUGUUUGAGGCAAGACGAACAGAAGCUAAGAAGUGGCAAAGUGCCCCGCGCGUUACCACUGGACCGACCCCUUUCAGCAACAUACCAAAUGCAGCAGCCGUUGCAAUGGCUGCAACACUUACUCAGCAGCAGCAGCCUGCUACAGGGCCACAGCCAUCUCUGGGAGUUAGUUUUGGAACGCCAUUCGGCUCAGGUAUUGGCACUGGCUUGCAAUCAAGUGGCUUAGGUUCUUCAAGCCUUGGAGGAUUUGGAAGUAGCUCUGCCUUUGGAAGUAGUGCCACAGGAGCAUCAUCAUUUGGGUUUGGAACUACAAGUAAACCAUCAGGAAGUCUAAGUGCAGGCUUUGGGAGCUCGACUACAUCUGGGUUUAACUUCAGCAAUCCUGGCAUCACAGCAUCAGCUGGCCUGACGUUCGGGGUGUCUAAUCCUGCAUCUGCAGGCUUUGGGACAGGAGGGCAACUUCUUCAGCUGAAGAAACCUCCAGCUGGAAACAAGCGAGGGAAAAGAUAGGCACCCCUUUUAGGGACGGGGAAGUGCAUCAACUUUCUUCAUCUGAAAAGUCUAUUUUUCUAGAUUGAUACGUUAAUUAAAUUGCAUCCCAGGAGAUUUAUAAAAAUUUUGCUACUUUUCCCUAGUGAAAUCAUAUUGAACAGCUAUUUUCUUGUGAAUAGAAACCCAUUUAUGUAUUUUUAUUUUAGGCCCUAGUUUUAGAAAUGUUCUAUACUGCAUUAUUAUUAAAGAAUCUUGUAAAAUCAUCUAUUUAACCUAAUGUUAGUAGCAGAAUAUUUUUUGUUAAUAAGCUUUAUACCAUAUGAAUAUAUGCAUAUUUGUUUUUUUUGUACAGAUAAAAUAUAUUCUAGUACAAAUACUAGAGUUCAUAUCUUCUGUUCCUGGAUAUGGCCUUUAAAUCUACUUCAGGGUGUUUUUGUGUAUAUGGAUGUAAAUAUAUACAGUACAGUGCACACAUCUGUGUGUAUGUAUGUGUAUAUAUAUAUAUGUAUAAAACACAGAUGUGCAUACCUUCCCCCAUAGACAGAUUUUCUUUUCUUUGUGUGUUCUGUUUCUCCAUGUUGUCCCGUGGACUGUAUCUUGAUGUUCCUAGGAAUUUCAAAAAGUGGGUCCCAGGCUGUGUCAUCAUUGCUUCUGUGUUUUGUUGUAUAAAACCAGCUGAAAUACAAUGUUUACUAUUUCAUAAACUUUGCUAGAUAGUGGUUAGUAGCUGGUUUGGUUUGGUUUGGUUUUUUUUAACCUUUUUCUUGGCCCAUUUAGCAGCCAACUCUAAAGAGGAGUCUGAGAUUUCAACACAGACAUUUCAUAGGUAGUGUUCCCAAACUGUUUGAUUUCAUUUUUCUCCUGAGCUGAAGAGCAGAGCACUGCAGGAUUUCAGCUGAAAGCUCAGGAUGCCACUGAAAGGUCUGUGUGCAAGCAGGAGUUGCCAGGCUGGAUGAGCUUUUUCUUGCAUUUGAGGGAGAUAGGAUGCGCUGUCCUAAUGAUAACCCAAAUUAAGUGUUACAAACCCAAGCUGAUUCAAGAGCUUCUCAUCAGCACUGCCUUAAAAGCAGCUGGGCAUCUACUUUCAAACAAGGUGUAGUACAGUAAUUUGCUGCUCAAGAACAGAGGAGGAAAAUGGUGUAAUUUGAAGGUUAAAGCUAUUGCAGCAUUAGUUUAUGAAUCCUACAUACCGCAACAUCACAGCUUGUUGUUCUGCAUCUCCAAUUUGGUGUGCACUAGGAAUAUCCAGGAAAAUAUCUUAAAAAUUAAAUAAUAAAACAAUGGAUUCUUUGCAAAUAAUGAUACCAGGUUGAUGUGUGAGCAUGAAAUUUUGGAGCCAAGUUGAUUUUACGUAGAGGUUUUGUCAUUUGCUUUCUAUUGUUAGUGUUACUACCAUUUUGUAUGUUUUGGAAGUGUCUGCAUUCAGCAGUGAUUGCUCUUUGACAAAUGGUUUGUCAAUCUGAUAAAAUUAAGGGAAACUGAGCACAGAAUUCGUCACUUUUGUACUUGUAUGUUAUUGCAUCUUUGUGAGCAGUCUCUUAGGAAGGGAUAUGUGGUUUUUUUUAAUGUUACAGAAAAAUAAAGCUUACGGUUUAUUUUGAUUUCAACCUGUUUUUAAACUUUUAUUGGGCUGCAGUCAAAACUGUAAUGUUUGUAUUCCUUUGUUACUGCUUUUUUUAAUAGUUAAUAUGUUAAACCACUGGACUCUUAUAAUGUAUUAAUUUGUGAAACUAAUUCUAAAUGUGUACUUUUUGUCCAUAUGUGCAACUUACCAUUGUGCAAACAAUAAAACAAUAAUGCUGUGAUCCUUGUAAUA